CAAUUUUAUUACAUCUUGUCAGACGAAAAGUCAUGGUGAACUCAGAUCGGCCCUACACAGUUGACGAUAACGUUCGUUUCAUAAACUCAACUGUUAAUUCAGUAUAUGAGUUGGUAGCUCUGAUUCCAGGAUCAGACAUCAUUAUGAACUACCUCAAAGAAUCAUACCAACAUGAUCCCUUUCGUGUCGUCCUUGAGCUGUUCCUUGUCUUCUUUGCUAUCAAAUACAUGCUAGCCAAGCGCUAUAAACCCAAUGAUAACUCUGUCAAGUUGACGAACAAGGAGAUUAAUGAACUUGUUGAAGAAUGGCAUCCAGAGCCUCUUGUGCCUGCAUUGAGCUCUUUCGAUCGCAUGACCUUGGAAAAGACUCCUGUUAUUAUUGGACCUCAAUCUGCAAAGCCAAAAGUCGCUGGGCAUACAAAGCCUCUACUCAAUCUUGCCACUACCAAUUAUAUCAACCUUGUGUCUUCUGAACAGAUUAAGGAGAAGGCUAUCAGUACGCUUAGAAACUAUGGUGUAGGUUCAUGUGGACCUCCCGGUUUCUACGGAACUAUCGAUGUACACAUGGAUUUGGAAAAAGAUAUCGCUAGAUUCCUUGGUACUGAUGAAUGUAUCAUCUAUGCCCAAGGUUUCUCUACCAUUUCAUCUGUCAUUCCUGCUUUCUCUAAGAGAGGCGAUCUUCUUGUUGUCGACGAGGGUGUCAACUUUGCUGUUCAGAAAGGUGUUCAAAUCUCACGUUCAAAUGUCCGUUGGUUCAAGCAUAACGAUGUUGAAGACUUAGAACGAGUCCUUGAAGAAAUUCGUGUUGAUGACCUUGUGCACAAGAAGCGCUUGACAAGACGUUUUAUCGUUACCGAAGGUCUAUUUGCAAACUAUGGUGAUAUUGCUCCCCUUUCAAAAAUUGUUGAAUUGAAGACCAAAUACAAGUACCGUUUGAUUCUGGAUGAAUCCCAAUCCAUUGGUGUUUUGGGCAAACGCGGUGCUGGUUUGACCGAUUUAUUCAACGUCAACCCUAGCCAAGUCGAUAUGAUCGUCGGUUCCAUGUCGACCGCUCUUUGUUCGUCAGGAGGUUUCUGUGCUGGCUCUAAUGAAAUCAUUGAUCAUCAGCGUCUCUCUGGUUCCGCAUAUUGUUACUCUGCAUCUAUUCCCGCCAUGUUGGCAGUUUCUGCUAGUGAAGCUCUGAAGAUCAUUCAACAGCAGCCUUCCAUUCUCACCGAGCUUAGUGAACGCAUGCAAUCCGUUCGCCAAACUCUUAAGCACAAAUCAAUGGAGCCGCUGAUUGAUCUCUUCAGUGCCGACAUGGACUCUCCUGCACCAUUCUUACAUAUCCGUGCCAAGCCAACGUUCUUGAAGCUCCACUUGAAGGGUGAAGAGACUGAAGUUUCCCGCGAAGACGAAGAGCGACUUCUCCAAGACGUCGUUGAUGAGUGUGCCUAUCAAGGCGUUCUCAUCACUCGUGCCAAGUAUGUUGUUGAGCAAGAGAGACACUGCCCUAAGCCUAGUAUCAAAAUCUACGCUACUACUGGUCUUACAAAGAAAGAGACCGAAAAGGCAGCUUCUGUUGUCAAGGCUGCCAUUAUCAAGGUAUUUGGCAAGUGGAGACGUGCCUAGGAACCUUGCCUGCAAAACCGGCGGCCCCAAACAUUUCCGGAUUGAUACAAUUUGCGUUUAAUUUUGUUGCUAGCUUUAAUAAUAUAUAAUU
Molecule: messenger RNA, 1701 nt
Organism: Umbelopsis ramanniana AG
Lineage: Eukaryota; Fungi; Mucoromycota; Umbelopsidomycetes; Umbelopsidales; Umbelopsidaceae
Exons: 5
Coding region: 33-1610 (525 amino acids)
Biological process (GO): ceramide biosynthetic process; sphingosine biosynthetic process
Cellular component (GO): endoplasmic reticulum
Molecular function (GO): serine C-palmitoyltransferase activity; pyridoxal phosphate binding
Source: RefSeq, a predicted model, not a curated record